AUGAGGAAGAACAGCAAAUCAGGUGUGAGGGAUUGGAAGGAUAUGAGCUACGACGUGUUGCUGAGAAUCUUCAUGACCCUGGAUGUGGUGGAUUUCGCUGUUGUUUCCAUGGUUUGCACCUCCUGGCGGGAUGUUUGCCAAGACCCUUCGUUUUGGGACGGAAAAGAGUUAGAUCUGGGCACCUGGAAAGAUCCAAGAAUUUGCAACUUAAGUUCAAGGACUAUUUCGCUCUUGACGUCUCUUUUAAAUCUCAGCUGCGGCCGAGCACAUUGUCUCAUAUUCAAGUUUCAACAGUAUUUUGACGAUCGCGACUUCAUUAAUGUUGCUAAAAGGAGCCGUAAUCUGAAACGGCUAGUUCUGCCUGGGUGGUUUACAGAUCUCACAAAAAAGGGAAUCAAUCAAGCAAUGGAGCAGUGGGAAGCGCUAGAGUCGAUAACAAUUACUAACACUUUCACAGCUCCUUUUUUUCUGGAAGCCAUAGGCAAAUACUGUCGCAAUUUCUCAGAACUAAAGCUAACUUGCCAUUUGACCUUAAAGAUCGCCAGAACACUGACGAAGCAUGUGCCAAAGCUUAAGGUAUUGAGUCUUCAAUCGGUGAGGAUGAACAAGAAUGCUUUGGUUUACUUGGUGAGGCAGUUGAAGGAGUUGCAGGUGCUUAAUGUGACUCACGGUUUCAUCAUUUCUGGGAAUCGACCAGACAAUACCAUAGUACACCCACAACAUGCGGUUCCAAUAUUGCUGCAGAACAUUCCGAGAAAGCCGACGUUAAUGAACUGUAAAGGCCACUGUCUCAAGUGUCAAGAAGUGUUUAUUUGGAAUAUGAUGAACAAAUGGAGGGAACCCAAAGAGCUUAUUUGGCGCAACGAUGUGAUCCCUACAUUUCGAGCUUGA
Messenger RNA from Neltuma alba, 891 nucleotides. RefSeq names its product F-box/LRR-repeat protein At3g48880-like. The transcript has 2 exons. Lineage: Eukaryota; Viridiplantae; Streptophyta; Magnoliopsida; Fabales; Fabaceae. Gene Ontology annotation, molecular function: protein binding. The coding region runs from base 1 to 891 and encodes 296 amino acids. The record is from RefSeq and is a predicted model, not a curated record.